AACAAAAGACAGUGCGACUUUUUUGUGAUUACUGUUCCCUUUAAAUAAGUUUUCCGUGACUUCACUCGCCUCGUCUUUAGUGCAGCUGUUGCAGUUCAGUGCCACUUCCACCCUUUCUCUCGCGACAACAUUUCCAGAUUGUCUCUGCUAUUGUUCUUAUGUGGUGGGUGUCUUGUUGUAAGCUUUGAUCCAACAGACUGACUGAGAAGAGCAUAAUUCUCGGAAAUUGGAUUUGACGAUAUGAAGCCCACUUUGGCUCAGGCUCAGAGUAAUUGGGAAGCUGAUAAAAUGCUUGACGUUUAUAUUCAUGACUAUUUUGUGAAAAGAAAAUUACAUAAUGCUGCUAAAGCAUUUAUGACAGAAGGAAAAGUUUCCACAGACCCAGUAGCAAUUGAUGCACCUGGAGGAUUUCUUUAUGAGUGGUGGUCUGUCUUUUGGGACAUAUUCAUCUCGAGGACAAAUGAGAAACAUUCGGAGGCUGCCGCAUCUUACAUUGAGCAGACCCAGCAAAUAAAGGCCAGAGAACAACUUCAAAUGCAGCAAUUGCAACUAAUGCAGCAGCGCAAUGCACAGUUACAGCGAAGAGAUCCUAAUCAUCCCGCACUUGGUGGAUCCUUGAAUGCCAUGAACUCUGAAGGAAUGUUGGGCCAGCCGCCAGCAAGUGUGUUAGCCAUGAAAAUGUAUGAAGAACGAAUGAAACAUCCCCAAUCAAUGGAUUCAGACCCAUCUCCAACUCUUAGUGAUGCGAAUAGGAUGGCCCUUCUCAAAUCAGCUACAAGUCAUCAAGGCCAGUUGGUUCAUGGUAAUUCAGGGAAUAUAUCCACUGCCUUGCAGCAAAUUCAGGCACGGGCUCCUUUGACUUCUGACAUCAAAGGAGAAGUUAACUUAGGUUCCAGUCCGAAGAGUUUGGCUAUGGAUACAUCAGUUUAUCGACAAGCAAUUUUACAAUCAAAAUCCGGGUUAGGCAGUGCAGGAUUAAAUCAAGGAGUUACAAGUCUUCCAUUAAAAGGCUGGCCUCUAACUGGAAUUGAUCAACUAAGACCAAAUAUGGGUAUACAAGUUCAGAAACCUAAUUUGACAACCCAAAAUCAAUUCAUUUUGUCAUCACAACAACAACAGGGCUUGGCACAAGCUCAGGCACAAAACAACCUUGGAAGUUCCAAUUAUUUGGAUAUGGAUCCGCGUAGACUUUCUGCUCCUCCACGAGGUAGCGUAAAUGCAAAGGAUGGUCACUCUACCCGGAAUGAUGGAUCCAUGAGUUCCCAAAUGCAAUCAGGUUCACCUAAGCAGAUGAAGAUGGCCCAAUCACAACAUUCAUUAUCUCAACAGCAGGAGCAGCUGCAGCAGAAUAACAGGAAAAGAAAACAGCCUUCUUCUUCUGGAGCUGCCAAUAGCACUGGUACUGGAAACACGGCUGGUCCUUCGCCUAGUUCACCAGCAUCAACACACACACCUGGUGAUGGAUUAAAUACAGCAAGCAGCAUGCAGCAUGUUAACAGUGUGCAAAAGAGCAUGAUGAUGUAUGGUACAGAGGCAACAGGAGGCCUUGCAUCAUCUUCAAAUUUGCUGGAUGACAUUGAGCGACUUGGAGAUGUUGGUGCUUUAGAAGAUAAUGUGGAAUCCUUUCUAUCCAAUGAUGGAGGAGAUGGUGGCAAUCUUUAUGGAACAAUAAAACCAAGUCCUGCUGAGCAACAAAAAGAGUCUUCAAAAGGUUUCACCUUUGCUGAAUUUGGUUGCAUAAGAACAAGAAAUAGCACAGUUACUUGCUGUCACUUUUCAUCAGACGGAAAGAUGCUCGCUAGUGCUGGGGAUGACAAGAAGGUUGUCCUCUGGAACAUGGACACUUUACAGACAGAGAGCACUCCUGAACAACACAAAUCAGUUAUUUCUGAUGUCCGUUUUAGACCAAAUUCCUCUCAGUUGGCGACCGCCUCAAUUGAUAAAUCUGUGCGGUUAUGGGACGCAGCCAACCCAACCUAUUGUGUACAAGAAUAUAAUGGGCACAGUUCAGCUAUUAUGUCCCUUGAUUUCCACCCGAAGAAGACUGAUAUCUUCUGCUUCUGUGAUAGUGCAAAUGAAAUUCGGUAUUGGAACAUUACUUCAUCCUCCUGCACCCGUGUAUCUAAGGGAGGUAGUUCACAAGUGAGAUUUCAGCCUAGAAUUGGACAAGUACUAGCAGCAGCUUCUGAUAAAGUAGUGUCGAUAUUUGAUGUCGAAAGUGACAGACAAAUUUAUACACUCCAGGGUCAUCCUGAACCAGUAAACUCUAUUUGCUGGGAUGUGAAUGGAGAUUUCUUGGCAUCUGUGAGUCCAAAUUUGGUGAAGAUUUGGAGUUUGACCUCAGGAGAAUGCAUUCAGGAGCUCAGCUCCAGUGGCAACCAGUUUUAUUCCUGUGUUUUUCACCCGAGUUAUUCGACUUUGCUAGUGAUUGGAGGUUUUUCGUCCUUGGAGCUGUGGAACAUGGCUGAUAACAAAAGCAUGACAAUAUCCGCGCACGAGAGUGUAAUAUCUGCUUUGGCUCAGUCUCCAGUAACUGGAAUGGUUGCCUCUGCAAGUCAUGACAACUCUGUAAAAUUGUGGAAAUAAAUCAGAUUUUAGGUCCUAAUAUAUAUAUGUCUUAUAUUCUUUUAGCAGUCAACCUUGAUUUCGAAAGAAUUCAAGAGAUCUAUAUUGAAAGCAAAAAGGUGUCUUUGAACUUAGUUUGCAAUAAGUCUUACAACUAGCAUACAAAACAAUUUUGCAUUAUGUAUAAAAUCCUAAUUACUGCAACUUAGGUAUGCAAUUAAUCUGGAUUGCAGUUUUUUUAA
This is a messenger RNA of Lotus japonicus, 2807 nucleotides long. Its product is annotated as transcriptional corepressor LEUNIG_HOMOLOG-like. The record is from RefSeq and is a predicted model, not a curated record. Gene Ontology annotation, molecular function: protein binding; transcription corepressor activity. Bases 241 to 2586 code for a protein of 781 amino acids. The transcript is spliced from 19 exons. Lineage: Eukaryota; Viridiplantae; Streptophyta; Magnoliopsida; Fabales; Fabaceae.